Messenger RNA from Fusarium odoratissimum NRRL 54006, 2342 nucleotides. RefSeq lists its product as uncharacterized. The coding region runs from base 159 to 1994 and encodes 611 amino acids. Lineage: Eukaryota; Fungi; Ascomycota; Sordariomycetes; Hypocreales; Nectriaceae. The transcript has a single exon. The record is from RefSeq and is a predicted model, not a curated record.
CCUCAGCCAUGUCUCGGCAUAGCUCACUCAAGCAACGACGAAUGAUGAACAAUUACACGAGACAGCCUGCUUCUACUUGUCCGUCAACGUGAUUACACCGUCCCAAACUCUCAAGCAGCUCAAGUGUCCCAGCCACCACUGCUCUUUCAAUUGUUACAAUGCGUCUAUUAAAUGUCUCAACUCUUCAGCUGAAAGAAUUCAUCGGACAGGUCCCUCCCUACGCAAUUCUCAGUCACACAUGGACCGAAGAAGAGGUCCUCUACAGCGAUAUUGGCACCCCGACUUCUUCCUCGAAGCAAGGCUACCCUAAACUUGUCGGUUGUUGUAGAAAGGCAGCUCAAGAUGGCUUCGAGUGGGCGUGGAUCGACACUUGCUGUAUUGACAAGUCUAGUAGCGCUGAGCUAUCCGAGGCAAUCAAUUCCAUGUACAAGUGGUACCAAAAAGCGACCGUCUGUUAUGCUUAUUUACAAGAUGUCACCACAGAAACAUCUACCAUUACGGACGUCUUUCAUAUCACAGAGUUCGGCAGAAGCAGGUGGUUCACAAGAGGUUGGACACUUCAGGAACUGAUCGCGCCUCAAAUCGUCGAGCUCUGCUCCAAAGAAUGGACCGUAAUCGGCACAAAAAAGAGUCUCGCUUCAAGUAUAGAAAGUGCCACUGGCAUCCCAAUCACUGUAUUACGUGGUUCCCAUCCUUCAUCAUACAAUGUCGCCGAGCGAAUGUCGUGGGCAUCGGCUCGAACCACAACCAGAGAGGAAGAUCUUGCCUACUGUUUGUUGGGCUUGUUCGAUGUCAACAUGCCUCUUCUCUAUGGCGAAGGAGCCAAGUCAUUUAUCCGACUUCAGGAGCAGAUUCUCCGACAAGAAGAGGACUAUAGCAUGUUUGCAUGGACUCUCCAGCAAGAUAACCCAAUAGCCGAUUCCGAAACCUCCUCUACUGGGUUUCUGGCUUGGUCACCCUCGCAAUUCUCCAAGAAUUCUCUACAUGCUCAAGCUUCAAAGCACACGCAGGACCAGAAGAUGGUCGAUCAUGGUCAUGCAUUUCCUCCCCCUUCUGAGCCUGAGCUUGAUGCGGAGAAACAGAGCAUCGAAUAUCGAGUCCUGCACGAGAAGGAAUAUGGCCGCAUGUUUCGAGGCCAACGUAGCAUCGUUGCGCUGCAGUCAGUCCGAACAAGUCCUCCCGAGUUCACAAGCCGUGGUUUACGUAUCAAUCUGCAUGUUCUGUUCCCUACUGAUCUUCACCUGGCCCCAGUUGCAUGGCUAUCAUAUGAGACAGAGGACAGUCUUGUCUGUGUCCUAAUAGAACGUGACUAUGAGUCGGCGCGACGACGGGUCUAUUGCAGAGUUAAAUCGUUUUCACUUAUCGGUGUGCCCAAGACACUGCUCCCGUAUUUUCGACCUACGGAACUAUUCAUUCGACCCAGUGGCUACUUUGAAGGUUCAAAUGACUUUGACACGAAUCCGCCUUCUUCAAUGCUUUCAUCAAAGCAAUUAAAGAUAUUGGCACAAGUCUCAUCGACAACUACACGCUCCCUCGAUAUUGUCUUGUCUUAUCCAAGUGACAACUGGAUGAAACGACAAACUCCAAUACAUGAGUCCCCAUUCAAGGCUCUCUGGGUUGCCUGUUCACAUGGCUCUCAAUCCUCACUCUUUCGGAUCGACAUUAUGAUAUCAACCGACGAUGCUUCAUGCACUAUUCGAGAACUUUCGCAGUCUAGCAACGACAUCGAUGAGUCUCGUAAGAACGCUCUCUUUCGGGCUUGUGCGCAGUACAAGAAAUCUUUUGUUGCACAUACAGACCGUGCUGUAAAACGAUCUGCUAGGGUUCCAGAGACUGUGUUUUCAGCUGUUCUCCGCAAGAUGCCAACUUCCCAAGAGGACCUUGUGACUUAUGAGCUUCGGGUCGAUGCUUGGGAUAUGGGUGGCUGCCCCAGUUGGGUUCAAUUGAGUUUGUUGCAAGAACAUAAAGAGGUUGACGAGGUGAAGACUCCGUGAUACAUGUUAUGGCGGAUUCAAAGGUGAAUUGGGGAGGACAGGGGGUUACCAUAGGUCCGGCUCUGAACUUGGAAAACCACACAACUAUCCUACUGGUCAUGUAACACGGCGUUCAUGUGCAUCAGAAAUACCUUUGAUGUACUGAUCGUGGAAGUAAAUGUCGAGGAAGUUCAUCUUCAACUUAAACCUAUCAUAAGCUACAUUGGAAGCCUAUUACUACAGUAACUUGGAUGCCGUAUCUCGACAUAGGUUUUGUGGCUCAAAUCGCAGCUAUCAGGUAACAUUUGGAACUGUUGUGGAUCUAUGGAGCUGAGGGCUGUGAAGGGGAGGACGCAGGGAUAAUCUUUU